AUGAGAGUCAAGAAGCCAACGUCCAAAAGGACGACCACUCGUAUGAGAGAGGGUAUCAAGAAGAAGGCGGCUGCCCAGCGCCGAAAGAAUAAGAAGUUGGCCAAGAAGGACGUUACUUGGAAGUCCAGAGCUAACAAGGAUCCAGGUAUCCCAGCCAGUUUCCCAUACAAGGAGGAGAUCAUCAACGAGCUAGAACAAAACAGGCUUGCGGAGAAGGAGAGAAGAGAGCAGCUUAAAUUGAAGAGACAAGAGGCACGUGAAGCCGCUUUGGCCAGAGGUGAGGAUGUUGAAGAAGCCAUGGAUGAGGAUGAGGACCCUGAGGAAGAGGGUGGUCUUUCUGCAUUGAUGGAAUCCGCCCAGCAGGCUGCUCGUGAAUACGAAGGAGAAGACUCGGAUGGCAUGGUGGACUCUGACGAGGACGUUGAAUACGAAUUGUCUGACACCGAAGACAAGUCUGAUAUCGAGAAGUCCAGAAAGGCCUACGACAAGAUCUUCAAGGCUGUGGUGGAGGCCUCCGACGUGAUUCUUUACGUUUUGGACGCCAGAGACCCCGAGGCCACGAGGCUGCGGAAGGUCGAGCAGGCUGUUUUGCAGAGCGGAGGAAAACGUCUUAUCUUCAUUUUGAACAAGGUCGAUCUUGUGCCCACCAACGUCUUGUCCCAGUGGGUCAGCUUUUUGAAGACCUUUUUCCCCACCGUGCCUGUCAAGGCCUCCCCUGGUGCCACCGGUGCCAACAUGUACAAUAAGAACCUCUCGAGUGCAUUGACAUCCAAGCACCUCAUGGAGGCCCUCAAGAGCUACGCUACGAAAUCCAACUUGAAGAGAUCCAUCGUUGUGGGUGUGAUUGGUUACCCCAACGUCGGCAAGUCCUCGAUCAUCAAUGCAUUGACGAAUAGACACGGAAACCUGAAGGCCUGUCCUGUGGGCAACAUGCCUGGCGUUACCACCACCAUGAGAGAGGUGAAGAUCGACAACAAACUCAAGAUUUUGGACUCUCCCGGUAUCGUAUUCCCUGACGAGGUUUCGCUGAAAAAGGCUUCCCAGGAGGCCAAGCUUGCAUUGCUUUCUGCGGUGACGCCGAAGAACAUCAGAGAUCCUGCUGGUGUGGUGGAGGUUUUGCUCAAGCGUUUGUCCAAGGACAAUGCCAUGGCCGACGCCCUCAAGGCAUACUACCAGAUCCCAGCAUUGCCAUCGAGCGAUUUGAAGGAGUUCACCAAGCAGUUCUUGAUCCAUGUGGCCAGGGCCAGAGGAAGAUUGACCAAGGGCGGUGUUCCACACAUUGAGUCGGCGGCUCUUAACGUUUUGAAUGAUUGGAGGGACGGCAGAAUCACAGGCUGGACUUUGCCUAAUGCCUCCAAAGCACACAAGGAGAGUGAGGGACCUAAGAGUGCCGCUAGAGGCGAUAGAGAGCCUGCUAAGGUUGAGCAGACCACGGUUGUUACUGAAUGGGCCAAGGAGUUUGAUCUUGACGGUUUGCUUGGAGACAACUUUGGUCUUGACAGCUGA
Candidozyma duobushaemuli is the source of this 1506-nucleotide messenger RNA. Its product is annotated as RNA-binding GTPase. The record is from RefSeq and is a predicted model, not a curated record. Bases 1 to 1506 code for a protein of 501 amino acids. The transcript has a single exon. Gene Ontology annotation, molecular function: GTP binding. Gene Ontology annotation, cellular component: nucleolus. NCBI's taxonomy places the organism in Eukaryota, Fungi, Ascomycota, Pichiomycetes, Serinales, Metschnikowiaceae.